AUGGCCGCCACACGCAGCAUGUCGUCUCUUGCCUUCUCCCUCCUCGUCCUCCUCCUUUUCGUGUGCACCGCACACGCGCAGCUGAGGCCGAACUUCUACUCGUCCACCUGCCCAAACCUGCACAGGAUCGUCCAAAAUGCCAUGCGAACGGCCGUCCGGAACGACCGCCGCUUGCCCGCCUCCAUGAUCCGCCUAUUCUUCCACGACUGCUUCGUCAACGUAAGUGCGCGUACUAGAGAGCAGACUCUUUCAGAUGAAGGAUGGCCGGUCGUCUCACCUCCCAGCCGCAACGGUUCUAAUGCCGCCGCACGUGUGAUCAUGCAGGGCUGCGACGCAUCGGUGCUCCUGGCCGACACCGCGACCUUCACCGGAGAGCAGAACGCCUUCCCGAACCGGAACUCCAUUCGAGGCAUGAACGUCGUCGAGACCAUCAAGUCCGCCGUCGAGGCGGCGUGCAACGCCACGGUGUCGUGCGCCGACAUCCUGGCCCUCGCCACUAGGGACGGCGUUGUCUUAGUGAGUGCCUUAGGCUCCUCUCGUUUACCCGUUUGCCUUAUAUUGGACGAAUCCAAUCGCUAACCAGAGGAGACUGACUGCCUUCUUCCACGCAGAGCGGAGGACCUUCGUGGACAGUGCCCCUCGGGCGGAGGGACGCGAGGACGGCGAGCCAGAACGCAGCCAACAGCAACCUUCCCGGCCCGUCGUCCAGCCUAUCGGCGCUCAUCUCCAGCUUCGCCAACCAGGGACUCAACCUGCGGGACCUGGUGGCCCUCUCCGGCGCGCACACCUUCGGCGUGGCCCGCUGCGCCACCUUCCGCAGCCGCAUUUACAACGACGCCAACAUCGAACCCGUCUUUGCCCGCUCAACACAGGCCAACUGCCCGCAGUCCGGCGGCGACACCAACCUCUCCCCGCUCGACAUCAGCACCCCGAGGGCCUUCGACAACGCCUACUACCGCAACCUCUUGUCCCGGCGCGGUCUCCUCCACUCCGACCAGGAGCUCUUCAACAAUGGCUCCGCCGAUUCUAUCGUCCGAAGCUACGCGGCCAGCAGCUUCGUCUUCUUCAGGGACUUCGCGGCGGCGAUGGUGAAGAUGGGCAACAUCAGCCCUCUCACCGGCUCCAACGGGGAGAUCAGGCGGGUCUGCAGUAGGGUGAAUUGA
Molecule: messenger RNA, 1163 nt
Organism: Spirodela intermedia
Lineage: Eukaryota; Viridiplantae; Streptophyta; Magnoliopsida; Alismatales; Araceae
Source: the annotation of a GenBank genome assembly